Carassius carassius (crucian carp) is the source of this 2590-nucleotide messenger RNA. Its product is annotated as protein NDRG3-like. The record is from RefSeq and is a predicted model, not a curated record. Gene Ontology annotation, cellular component: cytoplasm. Bases 179 to 1315 code for a protein of 378 amino acids. Gene Ontology annotation, biological process: signal transduction. The transcript has 16 exons. Lineage: Eukaryota; Metazoa; Chordata; Actinopteri; Cypriniformes; Cyprinidae.
UUAUAUUGAGAUGGGGAAAAGGCUUUUAUUUGUUAUUGGUGAGCGUUCAAAGCCAUCGGUCUUGCUUCUGUUUAUCGUGGCUGUGCCCUCCCUUACCUCGUGCCACCGCCCCUCUCUCUGAGGAGAGUGAGAAGAGGGACCUGGAGAAAGCGUCUGUUCGGUGAUCGCUUGAUGAAACAUGACGGCAGUGCUGGACAUCAACCAGGUUUUGUGUGCAGUGAGCAGUGUGGAGCAUGACAUUGAGACUCUUCACGGUGUCCUUCAUGUGACUUUGAGAGGGACUCCUAAAGGCAACAGACCGGUCAUUCUGACCUAUCAUGACAUUGGACUCAACCAUAAGUCAUGUUUCAACACACUGUUUAACUUCGAGGACAUGCAGGAAAUCACCCAGCACUUUGCUGUGGUCCAUGUUGAUGCUCCAGGCCAGCAAGAAUCUGCCCCUCCAUUCCCGACCGGGUACCAGUACCCAACCAUGGAUGAGCUUGCCGAGAUGCUGCCCUCAGUUCUGACCCAGCUAAAGAUCAACAGUGUGAUUGGUAUCGGUGUGGGCGCGGGAGCUUAUAUCCUCACUAGACUGGCUCUGAAUGAGCCUGCUCUGGUGGAGGGGUUGGUUCUCAUCAAUGUGGACCCAUGUGCUAAGGGCUGGAUUGACUGGGCUGCCUCGAAGUUAUCUGGAUGGACCAGUAAUCUAGUAGACAUUGUGAUGGAACACCAUUUCAGCACGGACGAGCUGACAGAGAACCAGGAGAUCAUUCAAACAUAUCGUCUGCACAUCGCUCAGGACAUCAAUCAGGACAACCUGGCUCUCUUCUGCCACUCCUACAACAGUCGCCGAGAUCUGGAGAUUGAGAGGCCUGUCCUGGGACUUAAUGAAAAUACGGUCAAAACGCUGAAGUGUCCUGCCUUGCUAAUAGUUGGUGACACGUCACCAGCAGUAGAGGCUGUGGUUGAAUGCAACUCAAGGCUAAAUCCAACCAAGACUACUUUACUCAAGAUGGCAGAUUGUGGUGGACUUCCCCAAGUUGUCCAACCGGGUAAACUCGCUGAGGCUUUCAAGUACUUUGUCCAGGGAAUGGGCUACAUGCUGCGUUCUUCAGCGUUCCCUCAUGUGCUACUCAGCCACCUGAACAGCGAAUCAGUGCCCACUGCCAGUAUGACCCGAUUGGCUCGAUCUCGCACUCACUCUGCCUCCAGCAUGGGUUCGGCGGACAGCUCACGCAGCCGCACACAUACCAGUUCACAGAUGGAGGGCGCCACCGGCGGCCCUGUCUACGACAACCAGAACAGACCGCAAACCAUGGAGGUGUCCUGCUAAAGCACCCAGAACCAAGCCACCAUUUGAUCUGGGAUCAUCUGCUUGUUGAACCUCUGCUCCUCAGGCGGCUUUCUUUAUACCUUAGGGUUUUGUUUCCACUCCGUCUUUGUCUUUCAUUCCAUUUUUUUUUCCUCUUGUGGCCAGGAAGAGCUGGUCUAAUGAAGGGAUGCAUUGUUUGAUGUCUCGUAAACCAUGUAUUUUACAUAUUGGAAUAUCUUUCCACUGCAUGCAAGCAUACUAAUCUUUUGCUGAUGUUUUUACCUUGAAUUUGUUUGGCUUAGUACUUUACUACUCCUUUCUUUUAUAUUUGUCAUCCAUUGGAAAUUAAUUUUCACUCUCGAUGUGCUUCUCUUGUGUAUAUUUUGCUGGAGGCUGUUAUAUAUUGAACAUUUUGGAGGGUAUUCUCGUCUGUAGCGGGAGAGUUUUCGUCCCCUCUCUUACUCUCUGUAAGGUCUUCCUGCCCCUUGUGUUUUCUACAGAGAUGACCAAACUAAUUAAUUUCCUCUUCCUUUAAUUGUUUCUUCAGUGCUUCAUUUUCUAGACUGAUUUCUGGCUCUUUUAGAGGGUUUCUACUGCUCUCACUUUGUCAUUGGCUAUUAUGGUAUGAUUUUAAUGGACUGUCUGCUAUUCAUAGCCUUUCUAGAAUAAAAUCUAAUGAUUAGCAUGUCCCUAUUUAAAGUGUACAAUAGACAUUUAUAUUAUUAUGUUAUUAUUAUGUUAAGAUAUUUCUUUAAAUGGUUAAUUCAAUUUGAUUGAAUUUAAUCAAUCUGAUUCUGUUUACAUGGAGAGUUUUAGACCAGAUACCCCUAAUAACCAAUACUCUGCGUAGAUUUGCACUUAAGUUCAUGUAAAUGAUUUUUCACAGCCUGUGCUUGGGAGAUGAACUACACCAAAACCACCAGUGACUGAAGAUAAGAUCUGUAGCCUGUUCAGAUAACAGUUGUAUUUACCCUAGAGGUAUAAAACAGCAUGAUUCCUCUAAAGGCACUGUACACUAGUAACUGGUAAAUGAUCGGUAUGCUUUUGGCUUAAGAUUCUUCAUUCUUUGAUGUUCCAGUAACCUCUGUUAGUUUCUAUAGUUUUAUUGUUCUUGGUCCUUAUUAGUUCAGUGGAUGGCAAUUCCCUGUUGAUUGCUGACUGUACCACUGCCUUGAGUGAGUUUGUGAUAAUGCCUUGUGCUUUGUCCUCAAGCAUUUAGAGGGCGCUGUACUGCAUACUACCUGCUGAGUGUAUUGAUUUGUACGAAUAUUGAAAUAAAGUAGUUGUAAAUUAAAA